Vespa crabro (European hornet) is the source of this 2955-nucleotide messenger RNA. RefSeq names its product gamma-aminobutyric acid receptor alpha-like (gene Grd). The transcript is spliced from 9 exons. Gene Ontology annotation, biological process: regulation of membrane potential; monoatomic ion transmembrane transport; signal transduction. Gene Ontology annotation, cellular component: membrane; neuron projection; synapse. Bases 405 to 2093 code for a protein of 562 amino acids. The record is from RefSeq and is a predicted model, not a curated record. NCBI's taxonomy places the organism in Eukaryota, Metazoa, Arthropoda, Insecta, Hymenoptera, Vespidae. Gene Ontology annotation, molecular function: extracellular ligand-gated monoatomic ion channel activity; neurotransmitter receptor activity; GABA-A receptor activity.
GCAGCCAGUACGCAUCGUGGUUCGGCCACGUGCUUCUCGUGGUUUUUAUGCUACUCUACGUCAUCGAUGUCCUCUAUUUUAAGAAAAAUAAUGUUCUAAUUAUUCAUACGAUUGAUUUAUUUCAUCGAUUAUUCGUGUUAUUUUAUUUUCUUACGUUUUUUCAUUAAAAAAUAUCGAAUGUGAUUAUACCUAUAUAUUUGAUAUUCAUGACGUUAUUUCAAGAUGUUAUUCAGAAAUAAUUGGUGGACAUUGCUCGAAGAAAUUCGGUGGAAUUCCUUUUUAAUUUCCAUAUUUACUACCGAAAUCGAUUAAUCGUCGUGACCACGUGCCUCCAAGAAUCAAUCGAUGAACUUAGUGCCGAUGAAUUAGCGGAUAACGAGAAGAUAAGUGAUUAGGAUGAAUUGAUGGUCCGUUCAAGACAUUGUCGUAGGAAGGUUCGGUGCCAGGACAUCAUGAAGCAACGAGUCCUACUCGCUUUUGCCAAUCUUAUCACUUCUUUCACUUCUUUUCUUGUAACGACCGGUGCAAAAACGUCGACGAGGCAUAGAACGCAAAGUAACAAUCAUAGCAACAUCAGUGAAUUACUCGACAAUCUUCUUCGUGGUUACGACAACAGCGUGAGACCAGAUUUUGGUGGACCACCAGCGACGGUCGAAGUUGACAUCAUGGUCCGUAGCAUGGGUCCUAUCUCCGAGGUCGACAUGACGUACUCGAUGGACUGCUAUUUUCGACAGUCAUGGGUAGAUAGACGUUUAGCGUUUCAAGGUGGGAAGGAAACACUUGCUCUCAGCAUAUCGAUGUUGGCAAGAAUUUGGAAGCCCGAUACAUAUUUUUAUAAUGGCAAACAGAGCUAUCUCCACACCAUCACUAGCCCAAACAAGUUCGUCAGACUUUAUCAGGACGGAAGGGUACUCUACAGUUCGCGACUCACGAUCAAAGCUGGAUGCCCGAUGAACCUUGAAGAUUUUCCCAUGGAUACGCAAAGAUGUCCCUUGAAAUUUGGUAGUUUUGGAUACACGACUCGCGACGUCAUCUACAAAUGGAACAGCGCGAGACAAGUCGCCAUAGCAGAGGACAUGAAGCUUUCUCAAUUCGAUUUAGUCGCAAAUCCUACUGCGAAUCACUCUACGACCCCACCCUUGUCUCAUGCGGAAUACUCGAUGCUUUUGGUAUAUUUCCACCUGCAGAGACACAUGGGUAACUUUUUAAUACAAGUUUAUGGUCCUUGCAUUCUUCUGGUAGUACUCUCUUGGGUCUCCUUUUGGUUGAACAGAGAAGCUACCGCCGAUCGAGUGUCCCUUGGUAUCACAACUGUGCUGACUAUGACCUUUUUAGGAUUGGAAGCUAGAACGGAUUUACCAAAAGUACCCUAUCCCACUGCCUUGGAUUUUUUCGUCUUUCUUUCUUUCGCCUUCAUCUUUGCCACGAUCAUUCAAUUCGCUAUAGUACACUAUUUCACUAAAUAUGGAUCGGGCGAGUGUUAUUUCAGCUCUGAUCUAAGCGACACCGAAAGCAGUUCCAGCGAAAACGAGGAAAUCUCGCGAUCACCGUCCAAGCGCGAAACGAGUCGCCGAAAGAAUUCUGGUAAUUCGAUUCCCGGAAGUAGUCAAAAUUUCACGGUGAACGAUGAUGGUUUCAUCGAGGUGAUACCCUUGUCUGCGAUUCCUGAUCGGGAACGAACUAUCGCUCAUUGGCAAUUACCCUGCAUUUCUUGUUCUCCAUCAGUGAGUCAUCCUCGUCGAGAGAGUUCUCAUCAAACAGUUUCAAUUCCGAUGCCAAUACCACAGCCUCAGCCUCAACCUCAGACUCAGCCUGAGCCUCAACCUCAGCCUAUAUCUCAGUCUCAAUCACAGGGACAGUCACAGCUUAGGAAAUCUCCCUCACCCCAAAGAGUCGGUUCUCCGAACAAAAGAAUUGCGCCGAGAAAAAGACGAAGACGGACACCGAAAUAUAACUCGGUUUCAAAGAUCGAUCGUGCCAGUCGCGUCGUUUUUCCUCUCUUUUUUCUCGCGAUAAAUGUCUUCUACUGGUACGCUUAUCUUUCUAGAAGCGAGCGUAUCAAUUAUUAUAAUUCGAAUCCCAACGGUGCGUGAUAAGAUGAGAAGGAGCCUACACUCGCUCCAAUUUUCAAUUGCUAUCGAUCUUGCAAAAGAUAUAUAAGAGAGAAUCGAAUAGUAGAAUCUCUUGGAAAAACGAUAAUGUUUUAGAAUCAAAUGCUUUACCGAAAAAUGUUCCUCUUACGAAUAUUUAUAUGUAAAUACACAUAACCCGUAAAUAUGAAUUUAUAAAUCCUAGUUGUACGUUCUUCUUUUGUUUAAAGCGAAAAUUAAUCGGAACACCUGAGCUUUCUGACCUCAAUAUGAUUUAAUCGUUGUCUCAAGUAUCCCUUUUAAAAAUAAGUGGUUGUAUAUACAUAUGUUUUUUCAAACUUUACCUCAAACGUAAGAGCCAUUAACACCAAGAAACAUGAACACAAUUCGAUCAGAAAAAAAUCGUACAAAAUCUUUAUGAUCGUAUUUCUUUUUUCAAACGUUAUUACAAAAUUAUCUAUCAUCAUAGAUUGAAUUAUCAAUCAAGCAAAGAAUUGAUUUGAUAUUAUUAAAAGCUCGCUGAAUAAUAACAUUACUUUAAUAGUGUUGCGCACAAAUAUACAUUAUAUUCGUAAUAGCAACAGGUGACCUAUCCAUUUUCUUAUGUGUAAUAGGUAUAAGUAAUGUGGUUUCGAAAGAGCUCAUAAACCUUGGCAUCCAUUGUUAAAAGCCAUAACAAACUUCCUUGACAUGUUUGCAAUGCUAUUAAGAUUAUUUUCGCCAUAGAGAAUUUUCUUUCGAACUUAAGAUUAUCGAACUAAUGCGGCUAGAGUUUGUCUCGCUCGGAAGAUGUAUACGUGUGUUGUUCAUUUAUUAUAAUCUAGACGUCUCCGCUGAAGUAUUACAUUAAAUAUUGAAUAAUCGA